CAACUUGUUAAAAAGUGGAAUUACACAAAAAAGUCAGAAACGAAAAUGCUUACUCAAUGGAAAGACAAGUGAAUAAUUGAAUGGGGCUCCACUCUUUAUGGCUUCAAAGCCUGCCAUGAAUGGAUAAUGUAUUGCAGAGCAAGCAAUGAAGGAGCAUAACUCCUGGCACAACGAGGGCCAACAUUGUCACGUGUCUUCUUUGUUUUCCUGGCCAUGCUUCGAUCUUUUGAUGGACAGGGCAAGAUACAGCAAAGCCUUGUCUGCCAAAAAGGCUCGACAACCUGCACAAGUCUAUUGUGUGGGAAUGCAAUGUAUACUUAGAAUUAUAGAAACCAUCAGGCAAUAGGAGGUUUAUUUUUCAUUGUUGCCCCCACCUUUUCAUGAGCAUAUUAAAAGGCUUUUGGAACAUUCUCGUCUAAUUAUGUGAUUGAACAUCUGCAUGAUAGCAUGAUUGCAUGGGCCCUGAGACUAAUCAACCCCAGAAACAAAGUGGACAAUGGACAUGAAUCUGCAAACAACCAUAAAAAUUUAGAGUAAAACCGAAGUGGUAGUAUUUGCCCAAAUAAUUUCAAGAAAAAUACAAGUGUCUGCUCAGAUCUCUCAUUGUUUUUUCCUGCUCUCUUCACCGACCCUAAAGUAGUCUAGUCAAACCAGCCCAACUGAGUUCCACACUGUUUCAUCUGUCGGCUUUAUUAAUCCCCGUCCGUGUCAUGAAUGGGCUUGUAAGCCUAAAUGAUUUGAUAGCAAAGGCCGCGCUGUAAAACUUGGGUCGACCCAAGAAAAAAUCAUCCAUUCAUUGUAUUUGUACAGCUACUGGCGAACUGGUCAAUGGAAAGCGUUGUUAAUCCAAAAUGCACCGUUGGCCCAAAAAAAUCCAACAAUGCAUCAGCACUAUAGCCUGUAUAAACGAACUAAUGCUAUUGCACUGUUUGAAAAUUGAGAAAAAGAGUGAGCAACAAAAGCACGUUUGAAGGGAUCAACCUGGGCACAGUCAUGUAUGUUGAAGCAAAAACAUUGAAAAUCCACCCCCAAAAGUAUGUUUUUAGUAUAUCAAAAUCACGAGAAAGUUCAUGGAUUUGAAUGACAACAGGCGCAUCAUAUUUCCUUUUUGACGGUUACAGCUCUAGAGAAGUGGGAGGUCACAAGUUCAAGCAAACGACAACGGGCAGUGAGCUUGUCAACGGACAAAUCAGGAGUCAGCAGUAACAAGUCGAUGACUUAACCAACAGCAUUUGGAUGAACCCGUUUUUUGAAAAACGUGUGCUUCCUUGGCAUUUGGAUGAACCCUUUUUUUGAAAAACGUUUGCUUCCUUGGUUUAUACGACAUCUUCAUUAUUACAUCUUAUCCAUUCGUCACCCGCCAUAUUGGAGUAACAUCCAGUGGCUAAAAUGAAUACUCAAAAACACUUGACUCUCAACGGAUAAAAUCAAAUUUCAGUGCUUCACCGACUCUUAGGCCCUUCUAAACCCUCCCUUGUUUUGAUCAUAGCAUUUUUAUUUUUGUAUUUCACGAUGGCGUCUUUGUCUAGAUUGGUCGUCAAAGAUUACAAUUUGCAUAAAUUUGAUGCUGUAUGUAGAAGACCAUGGUCUUUGAUUCCUGGCAGAAGGCUACAGGCAGCUCAGCUGGAUGUUAGAGCUGGAAUUUCUGUGUCUGACAAUGGAAAUGGUUGGGCAAUCCAAAGCAAGCGAAGUAGUCCCGUUGUUGCUCUUGCAGCCCCUUCCUCGAUCAUUCCAGCUUCAAGGAAUUCCAAAGUUAUAUGCAAGGCUGCAGCUAAUGUAUCUGGAGAUAUACCUUCACCUACUGGGAGGAACCAGUAUGAGAGAAUAAUUGAAACUUUGACAACUCUUUUCCCUGUCUGGGUUAUCUUGGGAACUAUUAUUGGCAUCUACAAGCCAGCUGCGGUAACAUGGUUAGAGACGGAUCUUUUCACUGUGGGCCUAGGUUUCCUCAUGCUUUCAAUGGGAUUGACAUUAACCUUUGAGGAUUUCAGACGCUGUCUACGGAACCCAUGGACUGUAGGUGUAGGAUUUCUUGCCCAAUACUUAAUCAAGCCUAUGCUAGGAUUUUCUAUUGCAAUGAAUGCUGGUGAAAAAGUGUGUGCUAUUAAUAGAUUGAGAAAUCUCCCAUCCAAUAAACAGACUCUGAAACUUUCUGCUCCGCUUGCAACUGGUCUCAUUUUGGUCUCAUGCUGCCCUGGUGGUCAGGCAUCAAAUGUUGCAACCUAUAUAUCUAAGGGGAAUGUAGCGCUUUCUGUUCUCAUGACAACGUGUUCAACCAUUGGAGCAAUAGUUAUGACACCACUCCUCACGAAGCUACUUGCCGGUCAGCUUGUUCCUGUUGAUGCUGCAGGUCUUGCUAUCAGCACUUUUCAGGUUGUGUUAGUACCAACAGUUGUUGGAGUUUUAUCCAAUGAAUUCUUUCCCAAAUUCACUUCAAAAAUAAUCUCAGUGACUCCAUUAAUUGGAGUUAUUCUCACUACUCUGCUUUGUGCAAGUCCUAUUGGCCAAGUGUCUGAAGUCUUGAAAACCCAAGGAGCUCAGCUAAUAUUGCCUGUAGCUCUCCUACAUGCUGCUGCUUUUGCCCUUGGUUAUUGGAUUUCAAAAAUAUCAUUUGGCGAAUCCACUUCUCGUACCAUUUCCAUAGAAUGUGGAAUGCAGAGCUCUGCACUUGGAUUCUUGCUUGCCCAGAAACAUUUUACCAAUCCCCUAGUAGCUGUUCCUUCUGCAGUUAGUGUUGUUUGCAUGGCGCUUGGUGGGAGUGCUCUUGCUGUUUUUUGGAGGAACAGACCAAUUCCUGUGGAUGACAAGGAUGAUUUCAAGAAAUGACAAGUUUUCACUUAUAUUCUUUUCCUAUGUAUCUUCUGAUUUUUUCCGUUUCUUCUCAAUAGGAAGGCAGUUGUUGGAUAGGUAAAUCUUUCUUUAAAAUUUACAUGAGCCCGAAUUUUGUAGGAAUAAAAGAAAUUUAGAAAUCUAAAAUUUGUAAUAAGAGUCAAUAUAAGUUUUGUCUUUCAAGCUUAGUCUAGGCCAAUACAAUGCUAGUUUGAUUUCAAACAUUCGAGUACACUCCGAUACAUUUGCUUUC
Durio zibethinus is the source of this 3082-nucleotide messenger RNA. RefSeq names its product sodium/pyruvate cotransporter BASS2, chloroplastic-like. Lineage: Eukaryota; Viridiplantae; Streptophyta; Magnoliopsida; Malvales; Malvaceae. Gene Ontology annotation, cellular component: membrane. The record is from RefSeq and is a predicted model, not a curated record.